Echinops telfairi (small Madagascar hedgehog) is the source of this 1441-nucleotide messenger RNA. It is a transcript of the gene DBNDD1, whose product is annotated as dysbindin domain containing 1. NCBI's taxonomy places the organism in Eukaryota, Metazoa, Chordata, Mammalia, Afrosoricida, Tenrecidae. Bases 1 to 471 code for a protein of 156 amino acids. The transcript has 4 exons. Gene Ontology annotation, cellular component: cytoplasm. Gene Ontology annotation, biological process: negative regulation of protein kinase activity. The record is from RefSeq and is a predicted model, not a curated record.
AUGGAGCCCCCGGAAGGCUCCGGCCCGCGAGAGUACAUUAAGGAGGUGGAGGUGCCCCAGGCUACCCUGGGUGUCCCAACCCAUGGCACGGGGGGAGGCUGCCACACACCUGCAGCCGAGGACGUGGGCAUCCCCAUACCUGCACCGGGGCUCCUGCAGGUCACAGAGCGGAGGCAGCCCCUGAGCAGCGUCUCCUCACUGGAGGUGCACUUCGACCUCCUGGACCUCACAGAGUUGACGGACAUGUCGGACCAGGAGCUGGCUGAGGUCUUUGCCGACUCAGAUGACGAGAACCUCACCGAGGACUCCCCAGCAGGUCUACACCCACUUCCUCGGUCUGGCUGCCUCCGCUCCCCAUCCUGGACCAGGGUGAGGGUGGAGCAGAACCGUGAAAAGCCCCCUGGUGAGCUGGAGCGGCCCACCACCACCAAGGACACUCUGCUCACCGUGGACAGGCCCAAGGAGGACUGAGUCACCUGGCCUGCCCCGAGACAGAUGGGCAGACAGUGGGCAGGCAGCAACUCCUGGCCCUCCCCUUCAGCCCAGCCCAGACCCUGAGUCUCUGAAGCACAAGACCAGCCGCUGGCCUUACAAGCCCCAACCUGCACCAGGACCCCCAGCCUGCACCUUGGCUCAGCCCUCACUCAGGGCCACGGAAUGACAAGGGAGAACAGGGAGGGGCGCUGGGCUCAGCAGCUACUGUGCGGCCAAUCUUCUAGAAAGUUCCAUCUGCAGGGCUAAGUUCUGUCUUUGGCUCUCAGUGGGGAAGGCCCCUCACUGAGCCCCAGGGUUGCAGGCCUGUGACCUCACAUGUCCCACCAUGUGCUGGGGACUCCUGAAGACUCCCACCUCCCAUUUAUCUUCCACGAGCCACCCAGCUCCCCACCCUGCCCACCCCUACCAGCUGCACAGGCGGCAAGAACACACAGCUCAAAACACCAGUAACACCACAACCACCUUGGCCCCAGCAGAUGGUGGGACAGAGAAGGGCUGGCAGGUCGCCUCCACACCAGGCCUGUGGGAAAGACACACACCUGGCUGGCCACACGUGGUCCACCGCCAUACCAAAGUAGCAGUCACUCCAGCCAGCAGCGUGCCCUGGGAGGGUACACAGGACUGCCCCAACCACAACUUAGGGGUCCGGCUGCCUGCCAUCUGCCUCUGCCAGUCUGACAGCUGCAGGGAGGGUGAUGGCGCCUGGACCCAGUGCCCCUUGUGCUGUGGCUGCAGGGCCAGCUGCAGAGCCCCUCCUCACAGGCAGCUGAGGAAGGCCCUCCCUCUCUUAACAGGAGGGGUGCAAUGGUCGUGAAAGGCAAGGAGACUGCCCCUUGUCCCUGGAAGGGUCUGGUGACAUGACUGCCUGCCCCACCCAGCACCCUCCCUGCUGCCAUCGCUCCUGUUGUCCUUCACACACACCCAGGAUUAAAGUGUCCCCUGUCUA